Molecule: messenger RNA, 1045 nt
Organism: Nothobranchius furzeri (turquoise killifish)
Lineage: Eukaryota; Metazoa; Chordata; Actinopteri; Cyprinodontiformes; Nothobranchiidae
Product: progonadoliberin-1
Biological process (GO): multicellular organism development
Cellular component (GO): extracellular region
Molecular function (GO): hormone activity
Source: RefSeq, a predicted model, not a curated record
UCACAAAACAUUCACACACACAUUCACACACUGGUGGGGAUGAACUACGAUGUAGCCACAGCUGCCCUGGGCCAUGUUAACAUGCUCAAGGUUUUCAAAGCCCAAAGAGAAAUGAUGGGUUCCUAUUGGGGUGUGUGUGUGUGUGUGUGUGUGUGUGGGGGGGGGGCAGAUUCCACAUUUUCCCUCCGAGUCUGCGCUUGAUCCCAGAAACACUCAGGAGGAGCUGAUCAGCUGAGUGGAGGGAGUGUAGCGUCUCCAGAGGACAUGUAGGGUGAUGAAAGCAAACAAAAUCACUUUUAAAUAAACAGACAACCCGUUGGAUGAGGCUAACAAAUCAGUGAUGUCAUUCAUGUAUCUGUUUGCUCUGUGUUAUAGUUUUACACCAUCUGAGCAUAAAUGCAUCAUCGUUAACAUCUGGAUGUGUCCAGCUGUUUGUUGAGUACUGUAACCUUUUAGGUGGCUCAGUGGGUUGCCGGUGAUGCAGCUUUAUCCCACUUGAUGGCCCUCCUGGAGUGAGCUGGUUAGGGUUAGGGGAAAAAACAAAUGUAACUCAUGCUUAUUUAAAGCCAACUGUGCAGCACAUAGAGGCUCAUAGAGGACAGCAGACUGGAUCAGACGAGUUCAGGUAAAGAAAAGCUGGAAGUUUUAGUUUGUCUCCCUCAGAAUGGCUUUAAAAACCCUUGUUCUGCGGCUGCUGCUGGUGGGGGCUGUGGUGCCACUGGUCUGCUGUCAGCACUGGUCCUUUGGGCUGAGCCCAGGAGGGAAGAGGGAACUGGACGGCUUCCAGAGCACACUGGACAACAUAGUCGAGGGGUUUUCACACAUGGAUGCACCUUGUACUGUGCUACGCUGUGAAGAGGACUCUCCUUUAGCCAAAAUAUACAGAAUGAAAGGAUUUCUUGGAAGUGUCAGUGACGGGGGAAAUGGACACAAAGUAUAUAAGAAAUAAUAUUUAUUGUGUUAAUAAAUUAUUGUUUGAGAACAUCACACAAGUGGUUGCUGCAUGGUAUUUAUUUAUUUAUUUAUUUAUUUAUUUAUUUAUUUA